AUGGGUCGAUCAAGGCAUAGCCUAGCACCAUGGCUGACGUUUGCCUGCGUCGCAUCCAGUGCCUGGGCCGCCAAAAGGCCAUUCAACAUCCACGACGACCUCCUGGCCUAUCCGCAGUACCAAGUGGUUUUCCCCGACGAAUAUAUCCUCGAUUCAACAGCUGAAGAACUACUCCAAGCACAAGCCGAUGCCGCAGACGACGCCUCCAGCUACGACCAGAACAACCCUCAGGUAUACAUCAAUAAGGCGCACACGGGAGACGCAACACACGAGGCCGGAGACGGAAAUUCCCCAUCCUACGCCUACGAAGAAAUGAUAAUGGAUGACCGGCGCCUUCUCUGCCAAAUUCCACACGUCACCCAGGACGACCUCAACACGACGGCAAACAACCAGACAAAUGAGGCGGAGCAGCAGAAAGAAUUAGCCCGCGCAACGGACCGAGGCCUUGAACUCCUACGCGAAAUGGAGGGAAAAUGCAUGUACUACUUCUCUGGCUGGUGGUCAUAUUCAUUCUGUUACCGGAAACAGAUUAAGCAGUUUCACGCACUCGCUGCCGGCCGCAAUGUUCCCCAGUAUCCGCCAAUGGAGGACCCCACAACGCAUUCCUUCAUUCUGGGCCAAUUCCCGGCUCAUAUGAAGGAAAAUAGCAGGGAAGAAGAUCAGGAGCCACAGCAGCAACAACAGAGCUCACAAACGGAAGUGGCAGAGCUACAUACUAAAGGUGGUUCGCGCUAUCUCGUGCAACAUCUACGGGGUGGCACGACGUGUGACUUGACAGGUCGUGAUCGCAGGGUCGAAGUGCAGUUCCACUGCCAUCCACAAUCUACGGACCAGAUUGGCUGGAUCAAGGAGUUGACCACCUGUUCCUACCUGAUGGUUAUCUACACCCCACGUCUUUGCGAUGAUGUUGCUUUCCUGCCCCCACAACAAGACGAGAUCCACGACAUCGAAUGCCGUGAGAUUCUCAUGCCUGAAGAUGUACCUGAUUGGGAAGCUAUGAAAGACUGGUACCAGGCCGAACAGUUAGUGGAUGCCGCCGCCGCAGUUGAACUGGAGAAAGUUCAGAUUGUCGGCGGAAUUGAGGUUGGCGGCCGUAGACUGGUGGGAAUGGAAGGCAAAGUGAUUGAGAAGGGCCGCGUGGCCUCAACCGCUGAAGAGCGGACAGAGGCUGUCGUUAAGCGCGAGAAUGGCGAGGUCCGACUCGUGUCUAAGCAAUUGUUGAAGAAGUACGAGCUUAACGAGGAGAAGCUCGAGGAGAUGCAGAAACGUCUUGAUAAACUUGCAGGUGGGAAAGACUGGACACUCGAAGUCGUCGUGGAAAAUAAUGGGGUGAUCAAGUUCCAGGGUGUCGUUGCUGAGGAUACUGACGACACCACUGAUUCUCCCGAUGGUCAACCGCUGAAGGACGAGAAAACACCCCACGCGGAAAAUGUGCCGCUGAAAAAGUCUUCGGAUAGCAACAAGGACUCGGGCGACGCACCACCGACAGAGAAACAAUCCCCAUCAGACAAGGAGACAGAGGAGACCGAGACGGAAGGCAGUGAGGAAAUCUUCAAAGAUGAACUAUAA
Messenger RNA from Penicillium waksmanii, 1569 nucleotides. RefSeq names its product PRKCSH domain-containing protein. The coding region runs from base 1 to 1569 and encodes 522 amino acids. The record is from RefSeq and is a predicted model, not a curated record. Lineage: Eukaryota; Fungi; Ascomycota; Eurotiomycetes; Eurotiales; Aspergillaceae. The transcript has 2 exons. Gene Ontology annotation, cellular component: endoplasmic reticulum lumen. Gene Ontology annotation, biological process: endoplasmic reticulum unfolded protein response; retrograde protein transport, ER to cytosol.